GCCUUAGCAGCCAUGGGUGACGGAACGCCUGCCAUGGGGAAGCGCCACAAGAAGACGCAUGGCCUUUGCCCUCGCUGCGGGAAGCGCUCGUACCAUCUGCAGAACAAGAAGUGUGCUGCCUGUGGGUACCCGGCAGCCAAGAUCCGAUCCUACGAGUGGUCCAAGAAGUCGAAGCGCAGACGCGCCCCGGGCACUGGCCGCAUGAAGUAUGUCAAGCACAUCGCACGCCGCUUCAAGAAUGGGUUCCGCGAGGGUGGUGCUGCACCGCCCAAGAAGAAGGCUGCCAAGGCCAACUGA
Symbiodinium sp. CCMP2456 is the source of this 297-nucleotide messenger RNA. Lineage: Eukaryota; Dinophyceae; Suessiales; Symbiodiniaceae. The record is from the annotation of a GenBank genome assembly.